This is a messenger RNA of Macrosteles quadrilineatus (aster leafhopper), 1927 nucleotides long. Its product is annotated as glucose dehydrogenase [FAD, quinone]-like. The transcript has a single exon. The record is from RefSeq and is a predicted model, not a curated record. The coding region runs from base 92 to 1927 and encodes 611 amino acids. NCBI's taxonomy places the organism in Eukaryota, Metazoa, Arthropoda, Insecta, Hemiptera, Cicadellidae. Gene Ontology annotation, molecular function: flavin adenine dinucleotide binding; ecdysone oxidase activity.
UCUGAACCUUCAACACACCUCAGCAGAGCCGGGAGUAGACGAUGCAUCCAAAGAGUUUGUCUGUUAUAAUAAAAACCAAUGCAAUGAUAUCAUGUAUUCCAACAAAAACUACGGAGCUGCAGAACCAUUUUUCACCAGCCUUCAUUCGAGUAUACAAAAAGCAGAGUUAGAAUUAGCCAACCCCAAUGACUACCCGCUACACUACAAUGUGGGACAUGAGGAACAGUUUGAUUUCAUAGUGGUUGGGGCGGGUUCAGCCGGCUCUGUAGUGGCAAGUAGACUGUCAGAGGUGGGUGACUGGAGAGUGCUACUAGUAGAGGCUGGUGGAGACCCUCCUGUGACGUCAGAGGUUCCAUCGCUAGCUGUGUUUCUACAGGAUACUGAAGUCGACUGGCAGUACAGAACAGAUGCUGACGAGGAGAACUGUCUAGGAAUGGUAGGGAACCAAUGUAAGUGGCCAAGAGGAAAGGUUCUAGGUGGUUCUAGUACUAUAAAUUACAUGAUGCAUACACGAGGACAUCCGAAAGACUUUGACAGUUGGGCAGCUGCGGGAAACAAAGGGUGGAGCUACGAAGAGGUCUUGCCGUACUUCAAGAAAUCAGAAAACUUGGACGAUCCUUUGAUUUGGGCAACGGAGGACGCUAAAAUAUACCAUAAUAGAGAUGGUUUGCUGACGGUUGGCUCAUGGGCUGAGAAUGAAAUGAAAGAAGCUAUAGACGUUGUUGCAGAAGGUCUAGCAGAUAUCGGAUACCCAUUCAAUGCAGAUCUCAAUGGAAAAAAUCAUUCUGGAUUUACAAAAAUGUCAGGAACCAUAAGAGAUCAAAGAAGAUGCUCUUCUGCAAAAGCCUUUCUAACGCCUGCCAAAAAUAGAAGGAAUCUAUUUCUGUCCAAAAACUCACUUGUAACCAAGAUAUUAAUAGAAACACAGCGGAAAAGGGCUUAUGGAAUACGUCUGAUAAACAAAAAAGGAAAGAUGAUUGAAGUCAAAGCGAUAAAAGAAAUCAUUGUAUCAGCUGGAGCUAUUAAUUCACCACAACUGCUCAUGCUCUCAGGUAUAGGGCCCGAGCGGCAAUUACAAGAAUUUGGGAUUCCAGUAAUAAAGAAUUUACCAGUUGGAGAGAAUCUUCAAGAUCACUGCCUCAUGAUAACGAUGGCUUCAACGUUAAAUAUAAACGUUACACUUUCACCACCUAACGAUCAAGACACAUUCAACUUUCUUUUAAAAAAGCCGGGAAAUCUAACCUCUCCUAACUCCUUUCCAUUUGCAGCCUUCAUAAACACAGCUGAUGGAGAUCACCCUGACAUGGAGUUGCUUCAAAAUCACGUCUCUAGAAACGACAAGAACUCUAUAACUGGACUUUUAAAAUUGUUCAACUUCAAAGACGAAUCAAUAGAAGAUUUUAAAAAAAUUAAUAAAAUUGACUACACAAUUAUCUGGCUUGCUUCUUUGCUGAAACCUUACAGUAGAGGACGAAUUUUAUUGCAAAGCACCCAGCCAAACAUUUAUCCCAAGAUUGUUGCAGGGACAUUUACCGAUCAGCGUGAUGUUGAAACGUAUCUUAAGGUUUAUGAUUUCAUUUCAAGGCUAGUUGAUACUCAAGCUAUGAGGAGUGUUGGGGCAAAGUUCCAUGAAAUCAAGGUCCCAGGGUGUAGUCAACAUGAGUUUGCUUCUCGUGCGUACAGGGAAUGUGCUAUGAGACAUCUCACAGGAACUACCUACCACUACAGCGGGACUUGCAAGAUGGGUCUUGCCGGGGACUCCUCAGCAGUAGUGGACCCUACUCUCAGGGUACAUGGUGUAGAAGGCCUCAGAGUCGCUGAUGCUUCAGUCAUGCCUACCGUCGUCUCUGGCCAUCCCAACGCCGCCAUCGUCAUGAUUGGUGAGAAAGUGGCAGACCUGAUCAAAGGAGAUUGGUUAUCACGCUAA